Molecule: messenger RNA, 5262 nt
Organism: Anoplopoma fimbria (sablefish)
Lineage: Eukaryota; Metazoa; Chordata; Actinopteri; Perciformes; Anoplopomatidae
Gene: tbc1d2b
Product: TBC1 domain family, member 2B
Exons: 13
Coding region: 69-2978 (969 amino acids)
Source: RefSeq, a predicted model, not a curated record
UCAUGUGGGUGGAAACACAGUAGUGGAGUAUCCGCUGUGCUGCAAGAAGGAAACACACUUCUGGGAAGAUGCACGCAGAGGAGGACGGCAGAGACGCAGACUCCUGCAGCACCAAGUCUGUGGACGCGUCCGAGGUGGAGGGAGCCAAGGAGCCGGCCUCCAAGCUGUGCGGGUACCUGAGCAAGCUGUCCGGCAAGGGCCCUCUGAGGGGCUACAAGACGAGGUGGUUGGUGUACGACCCGAGGAAGUGUUACUUGUAUUACUUCAAGACUCCCCAGGAUGCUUUGCCACUCGGGCACAUCGAGAUCGGCGAUGCGGGCUUCAGCUACGACGUGGAGGGGGAAGAGGGCCAGUUUGAGAUCCGCACCGCCGGGAAGGAGUUUCUCCUGAAGGCCCCCAGUAGGCAGGUGAUGCAUUUCUGGCUCCAGCAGUUACAGCAGAAACGUUGGGAGUACAGCAACACACGAGGCUCCGGUCAGAGAGACAGCUGGAGCUCCCCGACUCUGGCCUACCCUCCAACGGGCCUCGUAGGCAAAGACAAUGAUGCACCUGUCUUCGAGAAGCUUAGUGACAGCAUGGAGAAGGUCCGCAGCGACUUUGCCAUGGAGACAGAUAGCGAUGGCGGGGGCAUGGUGGGUAUCCAGUCAGCCAGAGGACCUUCUGCUGCGUCCACCAACCCCCUCAACUUCUCCCUCAAAAACUUCGGUACAGAACUCAGGAACUCCAUGUCUCAUUUGCGGCAGAGCAGAGGAGGUGAGAGCAGACGCAGUUUGUUUUAUACAAACAGCAACAGCAGCGCAGAGGAGUGGGAGCUGGUGGAUGCUCCGACUAAGGACUUCCCUGAACAGAAACAUCUUCCAGACAACACACACAGACAUUCCUUUGGGUCAGCGUUUGCUUUCGACUUUGUGCGCAACUCAUCGCGGAGUAGGAAGCCUUUGCUUCGAGACAUGAUGGGCUCUGGGAGGUUUGGGCGCAACGCUGAGACACGCAGUGCCGAGAGCUCCCCGGUGGAGUAUAACGGCAACAAACCUUUGGAGAUGCAGCUUCGCCUCCAGAGCCAACAGGAAGAACUAAGCCGCAUGCAGCAGGAACAGGCCAAACUCAGAGAAGAGCUGGCCAGUCAGAAGGAGUUGGUGAGACUUUUGCAGCAGACUCUGAGAACCUCCCAGUGCGAUAGGCAGCCAGUGCGACGUCAAGCCCCCGUUCAAGAUUCAUCCACACCUUCAGACCAGACUCAAGGUUCUGCAGAAACCCAGCAAGAGACCGGCCAGUUGGAGGCUCUGCUUGAGGAUAGAGAUGGACAGAUCAAGGACUUGUGUGGCCACAUGGAGCGUCUCGCCUUGGAGAAGGAGAGUCUGCAACAAGAGCUCAAGGGCCUGAAGAUAAAGGUGGGGGAGAUAAACGACCAACUGGGGAUGCUGAUGGAGACCAUCCAGGCCAAGGAUGAAGUCAUCAUCAAGCUGUCCCAGGAGAGUUCAGAGCAGAGCGUCACUUCAAACGACGGCUCACCACCACCCAACAAAGAUCAGCAGGAGGUGGACAUCCUCAAGGACAGUCUUCAAGGCUACAAAUCCCAGAACAAGUUCCUGAACAAAGAGAUCCUGGAGCUGACAGUAUUACGCAGAAACGCAGAGAGUAGGGAAAAGACUUUAGAAGCAAAGUAUACGGCCCUGGAGGCUAAGCUGUGUCAGGUGGAGAGUAAGUAUCUGGUGCUGCUUCAAGAAGUGAAGAACCCCGUGUGUUCGUCUUCCGAGCAGAGCCCGGCCCGAGAAGUCAUCUCCCGAUUAUUAGAGGAUGCGCUGCAGGCAGAGAGCUCCGACCAGCAAGAUCACCCCAUCUUUAAACCAAAUAUCGUCAGUGAGUAUGACACGUUUGGCUUCAAGACUGUCCCUGAGGAGGAGGAAGAGGAGGAGAGGCUGGACGCGAAGGUGAGAGCUCUGGAGCUGAAGUCCCUAUCCAUGACGGAUCAACAGGUGUCCGUCGGGGUGAAAUGGGAGAACUAUCUGGCCACCACCAUGAACCGAGACCUGGUGCGCUCCCCUGAGCUCAAGGCCCUGUUUCGCAGCGGCGUGCCCCACGAGCACCGGUCCCAGGUGUGGCGCUGGUGUGUCUCCUUCCACGUCAAGAAGUUUCGUGAUCACUUGGCACCUGACUACUAUGAGACCUUACUGAAUGUUGCAAGGGACAAGCCCAACCCGGCCUCAAAGCAGAUCGAGCUGGAUUUGCUGCGUACUUUGCCCAACAACAAGCACUAUUCCUCACCGAGUGCAGGCGGCAUCCAGAAACUCAGGAACGUCCUGAUGGCUUUCUCCUGGAGGAAUCCAGAUAUCGGCUACUGUCAGGGGCUAAACAGGCUGGCAGCUAUCGCCUUGCUCUAUCUGGACCAAGAGGACGCCUUCUGGAGCCUUAUAGCCAUUGUGGAGGUCUUCAUGCCGAGAGACUAUUACACCAAGACUCUGAUGGGCUCACAGGUUGACCAGCGUGUGUUCAAGGACCUGAUGAGCGAGAAGCUCCCUCGGCUUCAUGCCCACUUUGAGCAGUACAAGGUGGACUUCUCCCUCAUCACUUUCAACUGGUUCUUGGUGGUGUUUGUGGACAGUUUGGUGAGCGACAUCCUCUUCAAGAUCUGGGAUGCCUUUCUAUAUGAAGGUCCUAAGAUCAUAUUUCGCUUCGCCCUCGCUCUCUUCAAGUACAAAGAGGAAGAGUUCCUGAAGCUGCAGGACUCCACAGCCAUCUUUAAAUAUCUUAGAUACUUUACACGCACAAUUCUGGAUUCAAGGAAGCUGAUGAACUUCGCCUUCGUGGACAUGAACCCUUUCCCCAUGCGACAAAUUCAGAACCGCCGCUCCUUCCAUCUGGAGAAAGUCCGUCUUGAGCUGACCGAGCUGGAGGCGAUCAGACAGACCUUCCUCAGGGAGAGAGAGACGAGUCAGGACAGACGGAGCUUCGUCAGCGACGAUGAGGAGGAUAACUGACAAUAAGGUCGUUGCUGGAGUAUGAACACAAAAAGAUCAUCUCCAUAUGCCGGUCGUGUGUCGCAGUUGGAAAGGGAUUGUUCCUAAAAGAUUGUUGGAGACAGAGUCCGUAUCAGAGCCGGAUCAAUCAACUUUCUAUACAUUUUGAGUGAAAUCGCAUCAAAGGACCAAAACAUUACAGGCCAAAUGGGCUUUCUAUCAGUGUUCCUGCCAUUCAAAUGCUUUAUUUGUGGUAUGCUUGUGUGUAUAUGCCUUAUGCACAGCUCUUAAACCUUCAAUGCCAAGCUACACUCUUACAGUCCGAAUCAGUAUUUUAAAAACAUGGCUGUGAUCUUUUCAUAAUUGGUGAUUUUAUGCCUUUUGAAGGAAUGAUUUUGUUUUUUUCUCUCCCCCUUGUCCCUUUCAUACAUGUCUUAAAAUUGUUUACCUAAAUCAUUUUUUAUAUUUACCACAUUACCACUUAAUGACACAUCUUUUGUGUUUGAUCCAUGUGUCUCUUGAUGCACUUGAAUCACUUUUGCUGAAAUUCAAAUUUUGCUGCCACUUAAAAUGUAUAUCUUUGAGCCUUCUGAUCACUAAGCUCACAUUAACAGCAUGUGGAACAUUUUGAGAACUACUAUGCUUGUCUAUCUUUUCUCAGGAUUCAGAUCAAAUAUCUAGAUAUGCUCCAAUUAAGCAAUCAUACUAACAGAACAGCCAUUCCAGGUUAUAGUCCAUGUUUGAGAGAUUGUAUUUUCAAGGAGUAUCACUCUUAAUAUGUUAUUUUAUACUUAAGGGAAAUUGAAUUACUUAUGUUUUGCACCUACAUGUGUACUUAAACUGAAGGCAACAUUGUGUGACUGGGUUUAGUUAGGAGAAUAUUUGGAUUGGCAUUGACUUCAACAACUAUAUCAGUGUAUCCCUACAAAUAACCUGAUUAUCUGGCUAUUUUAUUAUAAGUAUUCUAAAAUCUUUGUAUUAAGAUUAAUUUCCCUUGCCUUGUUUUAGAAAUGUUCUUGAUUUUUUUUCCAAACAUUAGUUGGGGUUGUUAUGUGCUAAUAGGAUUUAAUUUCCUCUGACUAAAACCUAUUUUGCAAGGUAUGCAGUACAUUAUGCUGGAAUUACCUUUCAGAUGUAUUUGCAUUCAUUGUCCUCAGUGUGGCAGUAUAACAUCUCUCUGCCCGGUGUUUACACUAGUUCACAUGUACCCUCCACACAGAAUGAUAUUAGAGUUCAUUAUACGGUAUUGAUAAAAUGGCUGUGAAGGCAGUCUGUCACCAUGAUUGUUGAAAGAAAAUAGAAAUAUGGUUCGUAAUCUAUGAGGGAAGUGUUUCAAGAGUGUCGCAACAUCUUUCCGUCUUCCACAUCCAGGUACUUACAGAAGACAGUUCACUCUUUAGCAAUUUUACCAUAUUGUCUAUUAUACUUGUUUUACAUUUUAAUGUUGAACAGACCAGUGGGAAACAGUUGCUUGCUUAGAACGAAACCAGGUUUAUAUUUGGUUAAACAACAGUGUACGACUUUUACUGUUGGGAAUCUACAAAAAAGGAAGCAGUUUUUCUCACAUAGCCCCUUCUCCCCUUCGCUGAUAUAUUGUUUACAGUUUGUUAUAACUUUAUUUCCUUUAUUUUUAUAUUACUUGACUCUACUUGCUGUUUACAGAUUUUUCUUUGCUGUUAGUUGCAUAAUUGACUACCUUUUCUCUCUUAUGGUAUUGUCAGCCUUAGCACCAUGCCUAUCUUUUUUUGUUGGCCCACCUGAACUUGUGAACAAAUUACAGAAUUGUGGUUGUUUUAAUGAUGGAAAUGUGAAUGAAAAAAUACUUGUAGAAGAAGAGAUUCAAUUUGUUUGUCUUCAUGAGAGCAGGUCUUUCAUGAUACUCAACUUAGAUCAGUUUAGGAUGGAAAGCUGUUUGAGAUCCAGUAAUUGUUGUGAAAGGGUAAUAUUUGUCAAUAUUUUUAUUAUUAUCUGUUCUAAGCAUGGUUUGCAUGCAUUUUUUUUGUUUUCUGUCAGUUUCAUAGUCACAUGGAAUAAGCUAUGUUUAAUAUUACCACCUAUUCUUUAAUUUCUCUCUUUCUUUUGCUUUUCCCAGCAAUGUAUUGCACACGUGUAAGGACAAGACAAAUUCAGAAUAAUAUAGGGCACUUCACUUUUUUGUAUGUAAAUCUUUACGGUAUCUUGUUCAUUGUUAAUCUGUAUCAUUCAAUGAAAAGCCUUUAUGUUACAGAAUUAAGUAUACGCCACUGUAUGUUUUUGUAAAACCAGUCAAAAGACAAAUUCAAUAAACAAAAGCUGACUGCGUGUG